Messenger RNA from Colletotrichum graminicola M1.001, 1254 nucleotides. Its product is annotated as TLC domain-containing protein. The transcript has a single exon. Gene Ontology annotation, biological process: ceramide biosynthetic process. The record is from RefSeq and is a predicted model, not a curated record. Bases 1 to 1254 code for a protein of 417 amino acids. Gene Ontology annotation, molecular function: sphingosine N-acyltransferase activity. NCBI's taxonomy places the organism in Eukaryota, Fungi, Ascomycota, Sordariomycetes, Glomerellales, Glomerellaceae. Gene Ontology annotation, cellular component: membrane.
AUGGGUGCCAACUACAUGGAGUUACAGCCAGGUGCUCAGGUCCCGCCUCGGUUGUUGGUCAACCAUCACGCGAAAGGCUUCUCGAAACGCAAAAAGGCAAAUGUCCUCGCCCUCAUGCGCCGCCGAAUCUGGACAUUUCCUCUGAUCCUCACGAUUGCGAUGCUCUCCCUAUACGCCAUCAACCCGACCGAGUCCAACCCCACAUACCACUUCAUAUUCCCAUCCUAUAAGCUGGAAAAUGACAGCGGCAACACGACACAAUACGGGAAGGGCCCCUGGGACAUCGCAUUUGUCUGUUUUUACACCGUAGUCCUGACCUUCACGCGCGAGGUCUGCAUGCAGGAGAUGCUAGGGCCGCUUGCUCGCGUAUGGGGCAUCAAGUCGCGAGCUAAGCGGGCACGCUUCGCGGAGAAUAUGUACACAGCGCUCUAUGUCACUGCUAUUGCCCCGUGGGGUAUGCACGUCAUGAGCCGCACACCAGUGUGGUAUUUCAAUACCCACGGAAUGUACGCGGACUUCCCGCACCGUACGCACGAUGCCAGCUUCAAGUGCUACUACCUCCUCCAGGCAGCCUUCUGGGCGCAGCAGGUGGUGGUCAUGGUCCUGGGGUUGGAACAGCGGCGCAAGGACUUCCAGGAACUCGUCGCGCACCACGUCGUGACGGUGGCACUCGUCGCGCUGAGCUACCGUUUCCAUUUCGCCUAUAUGGGCAUCGCGGUGUACAUCACGCACGACAUCAGCGACUUCUUUCUGGCCGUCUCAAAGUCGCUGAAUUAUCUUGAGAACAGGCUUCAGGGCGUGUCGUUUGGUGUGUGUAUUGCUGUGUGGAUUUAUCUCAGACACUACAUCAACCUGCGGAUUCUUUACUCGGCGCUGCCUGGCUCCGAGUUCAGUACCGUCGGGCCGUACGAGCUGAACUGGGAAACCGAGCAGUACAAAUGUCCCUUGUCGAACGUCAUCACAUUUGGGUUGUUGGCUGCGCUUCAAGCCCUGAAUCUGUUCUGGCUGUAUUGCUUGCUGCGAAGCGCCUACAAGUUUGUCUUCUUGGGGGUUGCGAAAGAUGACAGAUCGGAGGAUGAAGAAGAGUCGGUGAUUCAGCCGUCUGUUCAAGGGGAAGAACCCGCAACUGUGGGCAUAUCAGCCCAGGAAGUCGAGAAACAUCGGAAGGACUUUCCAUCUCGCGUUACUGGUAAUGGAGCUGUAUACAUGCAAGGGCCUUUGCAAGGAAGAAAACCGAGGAAGACCUCGCAAUAG